AUGAUUUCUGAGUUCUCACUAAAAUUACAGCGUCUCGUGGCCUCUCAAGGAUCCACAAUGCUAUUACGGCAGACUCCACUGGGCCACGAAAGCUUAGGCCAUAAUAGAUUUUGUUAGGCUUCAAGGUGCCACAAGAGUCGUUGUAGUUUUGUUGCAACAGACUAACACGGCCACCCCCGGAGUUCUCAUUAAAAAAAGGGAGUGGAAGUGACAGCUGCCCAUAGGAAUCAAUGGAGGAAUGCGAGAUUUUAUGGCUGCUGUGAGAAGGCACCAGCGUGGCCGUCCUGAAACAUAAGCUCAAAGCGGCGAACACGGCGUGACCAGAUGGUCUCCCCCAUCCAGGCACUGGUGGCUUCCGGAAUGCCCGUUGCUUCUUCCUGACCUCCGAGAGUUCGUUCUUCAUUAUCCGCUUAGAACACCAGGAGGCUGGUUUUGGAUGGGACUUUUUCCAGCCCACGGCUCGCUCGAUUACGUCACAUCCUCUUUGCUUUCUUUGAGGAGAGCACAGAUCGUGGACGGUGAAGCUGUUUCGGUCACGAGGGUUCUGUAUAGACAUCCAAAGGACGUUCUGUGCACACGUUAACACUUAAAGGGGCAAAAACACGUUCGUGUCGCGAUUGGUCUUUUUGCAGAGUCUAUCCCAGUUUCACACGGAGGCCGUUGGAAGUAUGGGAGUCACCUGUGUUUCUCAGAUGCCAGUGGCAGAGGGGAAGAGCGUUCAGCAAACAGUUGAAAUUUUAACAAGAAAACUGGAACUACUUGGAGCAGAGAAACAGGGAACCUUUUGUGUAGACUGUGAAACCUACCAUACUGCAGCCUCCACAAUGGGCAAUCAAGGGCAGGCUGCCAAGCUGAUGUACGUGAUGCACAAUUCCGAAUAUCCCCUCAGCUGUUUCGCUCUCUUUGAAAAUGGCCCUUGCCUCAUAGCAGAUGCCAACUUUGACGUCCUUAUGGUGAAACUGAAAGGCUUCUUUCAAAAUGCCAAAGGGAACAAGAUAGAGAGCCGGGGCACCCGCUACCAGUACUGUGAUUUUUUGGUAAAGAUUGGCACUGUUACCAUGGGGCCCAGCGCCCGUGGUAUAUCUGUGGAGGUGGAAUACUGUCCGUCUGUGGUAGCCAAUGACUGCUGGAACCUCUUAAUGGAGUUCAUGCAAAGUUUCAUGGGAAGUCAUGCUCCUGGAAUCCCUUCUGUGUUCAGCAAUAAGCAUGACAGCAUCUACAGCCCAGCUGACACAAUGAUCCAGUACAUGGAACUCUUCAAUAAGAUUCGCAAACAGCAGCAGGUGCCUGUUGCAGGAAUCAGAUGAGGAAAGCUUCGUAAGGCCUUUCUUCACAGGAACAACCACUUUGCUGAAUCAUCUAUUGAAAGAGCAGUUCCAUUGCAGUAGUCCAGAUUGCAUUUGUUUCCCAUUAAAUCAAUGCAGUCUGUCUCCCUAAGAGGGAUAGAAUUAAUUCUGUCUCAUCUCAAACCUCAAGGGGUGUAUGUCUCUGAGAUAAUGGCAUACUUUGCCUUAAACUGCUAUCUCGGUGAUUUGCCUUAGGUUCUUUGAGUAAGAUUCCUGCAACUGAGUGAAAAUUGGAGGAAAACAAUCUUGCAAGAGCCCAUAGGUUCAAAUUGUGUGCAAAUGGGAGCAUGGGCUUUGGGAUCCCUUAAUUUCUUUAGCUGGCUAUGAACGAACAUGAAGUUUAUUUCCAAGACAGUGAAAAUAUUUUAAUAUAGCUUUCAUUAAAAGAGCUUUAUUUUUGUACAUGGUGAAUGCUGUGGAUGCUAUCUGUUAGCAGAAUUUAUCUUAGAAAUGUGUGAAAGUUUUAUAUUUUGGGUUAAAAUGUAAUGUAUCUUGUUGAAACAAGCAAGAGAAUUAGCUGUUGCCCUAUCAGUUUUUAAGCUCUUGACAUCUCACCAUCUUCAUAAAGCAGCUGAGAAGAUUAAAAUGUUUAGGCUUUAGGUUGAUAUUGUUGAAGUCUUAUGGCUUAAUUUGUCUGUCUUCUAUUCUAACAUCUGCUGGAACAGAAAAAAUCCCUGACCAUGCAAUACCUGUACAGAACCAAGACUUCAGUCAAAAUUACUAAAAUGUCAGCAUUUUUUGAAGAAGAUGUUCAUACAUUGCAAGUUCUCAAAAUGUUAAACAUUUUGUUCAUUAAAGAAGCUAACAUUUUU
Rhineura floridana is the source of this 2158-nucleotide messenger RNA. It is a transcript of the gene MED20, whose product is annotated as mediator complex subunit 20. The transcript has 5 exons. Gene Ontology annotation, molecular function: transcription coactivator activity. Gene Ontology annotation, biological process: regulation of transcription by RNA polymerase II. Gene Ontology annotation, cellular component: mediator complex. Bases 669 to 1307 code for a protein of 212 amino acids. The record is from RefSeq and is a predicted model, not a curated record. NCBI's taxonomy places the organism in Eukaryota, Metazoa, Chordata, Lepidosauria, Squamata, Rhineuridae.